Messenger RNA from Diachasma alloeum, 842 nucleotides. RefSeq names its product ubiquitin-like protein 4A. The record is from RefSeq and is a predicted model, not a curated record. The transcript is spliced from 3 exons. NCBI's taxonomy places the organism in Eukaryota, Metazoa, Arthropoda, Insecta, Hymenoptera, Braconidae. The coding region runs from base 168 to 614 and encodes 148 amino acids. Gene Ontology annotation, molecular function: protein binding. Gene Ontology annotation, biological process: post-translational protein targeting to endoplasmic reticulum membrane.
AAUACGUCCGUGAGAGUCCUCGAGGAAAUUAACCUCAAAGUUAAAAUGUACGAGGAGAAAUCAGCGUUGUCCACGUACCAUUGUUUAUCUUCUGAAAUUUGACGUGAGGAUUUUUUGACCGAAGAAUUUUAUUUCGCGAGGGCAUCGGGUACGUGAGGACACUAAUCAUGAAGGUUUUAGUGAAGAUACUGCAGGGGAAAGAGUGUGUGGUGGAGAUAUCACCUACAGAGACUGUGCUAGAGCUGAAGAAUAAAGUCAGUGAACUGCUGGGUGUCGAUGUGCCUCAGCAGAAGCUGUUGUUGACUGGAAAAGCCCUUGCUGAUGAAAAUCCCCUGAGUUUCUACCCCGGUAUAAAGGACGGAAGUAAAUUAAACCUGGUAGUGAAGAAAUCGUCCCAAGGGCCGAGUGAAGAGAAGCAAGCAACCAAGAGUGGCACUGUCCUCCUCCGGGAAUCAGUGACAAAAAUUCUCAAACACUACUACAGUGAAUCUGAGACUGAGACUAUAGUCAAUGAGAUGAUAAAGGAUUUAAGGAAUAAAGUUAAUAAUCUGAGUUUCGACGAUCUUGAGAGAUUAGCAACGACUCUCAUUCAGGAUCAGGAGUCGAUUGGCUGAUCCAGGAGACGUUUAACGGUUAUUAUGAGCACCUGAGGAUAAAAUAUAACUGAUGUAAUAAUUAUUAGGUGAUUAAGAAUACGGUGUAUAAUUUUCCUAUUUUAAUAUUAAUCCUUCGUCACUUCAUUCAGAAGAAUUCACAUUCUUCGGGUCAUUCAGAGGUUGUUCUUGUGAUUUAAUCAAUUGUAAAUGAUAACGAAUAAUAAAUACUUUUUUUAGAUUAUGAAA